AGCCAUCGACAGAGUCAACAUGAGUCCUGGACUCGGACACGAUCCCCUCCCCUCGUACAACAUCACAGCAAUAGGCAACACGGCACUAUGCUUGUGGCAGCAACCGCAACACAUACUGUUCCAACUGGCGAACUUUUGUUUCAUGCUGUCGUACUCGGCGCCAUCCUCGAGAAAAGGGAUACUGUUUAUGCACUCCGUCCUUAUCAUUGGAUUCAUGUUGUUGUCUGGCUGGGCUUGGCACGUCAUAUGUGCACCAGAUAUAUUCUCCUGGAACUUCAGUUUCUUGGUGCUGAACAUUGGACAGUUGGUGUACAUAGUCUAUCAAAUGAGACCUGUUCGAUUCGAUCCUGAAUUAGAGGAGGCAUACCACACUCUUUUCUACCCGUUUAAAGUGUCCCGAUUGCAAUUUAAAAGACUGGUGUCCCCGGAAUUUGCUUCGAUAAUGUCACUACAUGCUGGCGAGGCAUAUGCAAUGCAAAACUUGACUCGAACCGACAGAUUGGGAUUGUUGCUCAGCGGCAAGGUGAACGUUCUCAGCGAUUCCAAUUUUUUGCAUCCUAUACUGCCCUGUGAGUUUUUGGACUCGCCAGAAUUCGAAAGUUCUAGAGCCUCCGUCGACGAUAAAUUUAAAGUAUCGAUUGUUGCGGCAAGCUCAUGCAGAUAUUUGUAUUGGCAGAGAACUGCAUUGGAGUAUCUUCUUGUCAAGGAGGCAUAUCUUGCUACAGUUUUAACGACACUGGUCGCGAGGGACAUAGCCACCAAAUUGUAUGCUAUGAAUAAUAAGAUUGUUACAGACAAAGGAUCGCAUCUUGAUAUCAGACUUCCCACCAUUAGCGCAGGAUUAAGUAUAAGCGGCGAAUACAGGAGUCCGAGGACAUCCAGACAAGCACUGAUUCGUAGAAAAGAGUCCUCCUUGUCCUCUGACAAUGUGUCCACGAAUUUGAAGGACCGUCCAGUGAACAAUCUGUCAAAGAAAGGAGCACCGAACAUGGAACCUCUACCGGAAAUGCCCUCUUGCGACGAUUUGGCUUCCAGUGGCGUCGAAAGCUGGCUGGACUCCUCCAGCAAGUACCACAGCUGUGAAAUAGUGGACGAAGAAUAGCAGGAGGCCUCGUUAACGCCUGACACUUUUUACGAAAGUGAUAGCGACUAGUGUCGACGUUUACAAUAUGCUUUCGCAUAUUUAAUAAUAAGACUCUAAUGUUUUUAACUCGGACUUCAAUCCUUAAAGGUUACCUGGAUGCUUGUGACGAAAGACUUAACGAUGACUGGAACCUAAUACUUUGUGGAUGUUCAUAGUUUAGUGAUUCUGAAUGAUGAAAAAAUCGUCACCUGUGUCGAUUAUAGUGACGCAGAGAAAUUUAGAUCGUAUCCUGAUCCAUGGGAGAACAUUGAAAGGUGCUAGAAACUCGAAAUUGACAGUAGUUGGUGCUUUUGUUGUUGGGUGGAUAUAAAUUGUAUAGAUGCAAAUACUUUUCCAAAGAGUGUGUGAGAAAGUCUACGUCGAUUGUUAUUUAUAAAAUAUCGACGGUAUUGUUCCCGUAUUGUUAUACACGAUUUCCUUUCGAGUUUAAGGUUUUUAUACUAGUCAUGCGGGGUGCUCGAUUGUUUUAAUUAUUAGGUAUAAUUUGUGGCUGUUGUAGGAAAAACUGAG
This is a messenger RNA of Colletes gigas, 1654 nucleotides long. Its product is annotated as popeye domain-containing protein 3-like. The record is from RefSeq and is a predicted model, not a curated record. The coding region runs from base 20 to 1102 and encodes 360 amino acids. Gene Ontology annotation, molecular function: cAMP binding. NCBI's taxonomy places the organism in Eukaryota, Metazoa, Arthropoda, Insecta, Hymenoptera, Colletidae. Gene Ontology annotation, cellular component: sarcolemma. The transcript is spliced from 7 exons.